Messenger RNA from Callorhinchus milii (elephant shark), 4602 nucleotides. Its product is annotated as xenotropic and polytropic retrovirus receptor 1 homolog. The record is from RefSeq and is a predicted model, not a curated record. Gene Ontology annotation, biological process: phosphate ion transport; cellular response to phosphate starvation. NCBI's taxonomy places the organism in Eukaryota, Metazoa, Chordata, Chondrichthyes, Chimaeriformes, Callorhinchidae. Gene Ontology annotation, molecular function: inositol hexakisphosphate binding. The coding region runs from base 282 to 2396 and encodes 704 amino acids. The transcript has 16 exons. Gene Ontology annotation, cellular component: cytoplasm; plasma membrane; Golgi apparatus.
AGAGGAAGCGUACGCUUGCGUGUGUUUGCGCGCGGGCGGGCGGUCUCCACUGCUUGUUGUCAGUAAGAUGGCGGAUUCCUCUCAGCCGGUGGUUUUCCGCGUCCUGUCCGUGUGAGGAGCAGAGCCGCGGCAAAGCGAGCCAGAGGUGACAGAGGGCAACCGCAGCCUCCAUCUCUCUCUCGCUCUCUCAGGAAUGGUGGAUAGUUAACGCCUCCCGCAACCCUCUGCUGUCUAUGUGUUUAUAAGAAUUUUUAAAAGAAAACUUCAGAAGAAAACAAAUCAUGAAAUUCGCCGAACAUUUAUCAGCUCACAUCACGCCGGAAUGGCGCAAGCAGUACAUCCAGUACGAGGCUUUCAAAGAUAUGCUUUAUACAGCCCAGGACCAAGCACCAUCUUUAGAAGUCACUGAUGAAGACACGGUCAAGAGAUAUUAUGCCAAGUUUGAGGAGAAGUUCUUCCAAAGCUGUGAAAAGGAACUUGCCAAAAUCAACACCUUCUACUCAGAGAAACUUGCCGAGGCCCAGCGCAGGUUUGCUACACUUCAGAAUGAGCUGCAGUCGACACUGGAAGCCCAGCGAGACAGCAACAUUGUCUCUAUCUUAAGGCAACGGAAGAAGACGGUCUUCCCUCUCUCCCAUGAGGAACGUGUGCAGCAUAGGAACAUUCGGGACCUGAAGCUAGCCUUCAGCGAGUUCUACCUCAGCCUGAUCUUGCUCCAGAAUUACCAGAAUCUGAAUUUCACCGGUUUCCGAAAGAUCCUGAAGAAACAUGAUAAGAUGCUGGAGACGAGUCGGGGGGCUGACUGGCGAGUGGCUCAUGUGGAGGUGGCUCCCUUCUACACCUGCAAAAAAAUCACUCAACUCAUCACUGAGACCGAAACACUUGUCACCAUGGAGUUGGAAGAAGGUGACCGACAGAAAGCUAUGAAGAGGUUACGAGUACCGCCUCUCGGAGCUGCUCAGCCAGCCCCAGCCUGGACCACAUUCAGGGUGGGGAUGUACUUUGGAAUUUUUGUGGUGUUUGUCGCUGCUCUUAUCUAUCAAGUGGCUCUUCUCUCUGCUGUUGGGAACCUCCUCUGUUUGAAUGGAGUGACUAAAAACAAUUCUUCCGACUACCGGCCCAUGGUGCAUAUUUACCGAGGUGGAUUUCUCCUGAUUGAGUUCCUCUUUCUGCUCGGCAUCAAUACCUACGGUUGGCGGCAGGCCGGAGUGAACCACGUGCUGAUCUUCGAACUCAAUCCCAGGAACAACCUGUCCCAUCAGCAUCUCUUUGAGAUUGCUGGCUUCCUAGGAGUGCUGUGGGGAUUGAGUCUUUUGUUCUGUUUGUUUGACCCAUUCACCACGAUUCCAAUGCAAAUCAAUCCUCUCGCCCUGUACGGGUUCAUGUUGCUGUUCCUGAUUAAUCCCACCAAAACCUGUUACUACAAGUCCAGGUUCUGGCUCCUAAAACUUCUGUUCAGAGUCUUCACAGCGCCAUUCCAUAAGGUUGAGUUUGCAGAUUUCUGGCUGGCUGACCAGUUGAACAGCCUGGUUAUGAUCCUGAUGGACUUGGCGUACGUGAUCUGCUUUUACAGCUUCGAGCUCAACUGGACCAGGAGUGGACUGGUUUGUUCUCCAGGUGUGGGCUCCAGCUACUGCUAUGAAAUAAUACCCGUUGUCCAGUGUCUGCCUGCAUGGGUGCGCUUCGCUCAAUGUCUGCGCCGUUACCGUGACACCAAACGGGCGUUUCCUCACCUUGUCAAUGCCGGCAAGUACUCCACCACCUUCUUCGCGGUCGCCUUCGGCGCUCUCUACAGGACCCACAAAGAACGGAACCACAAUGAUGCAGAGGUGUUUUUAUACCUGUGGAUUGUCUGCCUGGUGAUCAGCUCCUGUUACACCCUCACGUGGGACUUAAAGAUGGACUGGGGUCUGUUUGACAAGAAUGCUGGAGAGAAUACCUUCCUGCGGGAGGAGAUUGUCUACCCCCAGAAAAGCUAUUACUACUGUGCCAUAAUUGAGGAUGUCAUUCUACGCUUUGCCUGGACUGUCCAAAUCUCACUCUACUCCUUGAACGUGUUGAGUUCAAAUCAGCUGCUCAUCAUUUCCACUGUGCUGGCUCCUCUGGAAGUCUUCCGGCGCUUUGUGUGGAAUUUUUUCCGCCUGGAGAACGAGCACCUGAACAAUUGUGGUGAAUUCCGUGCCGUUCGGGAUAUCUCUGUGGCACCGCUCAAUGCCGAUGACCAGACACUCCUGGAGCAAAUGAUGGACCUGGAGGAUGGAGUCCGGAACCGCCAGAAACAGAAAGCAUGGAAGCGCACUUACAGCAUCUCCCUGAAGAAGCCUCUUGGCUCACUAUCAAAACCCAGGGACACCAAUGUGUUGAUCGAAGACACAGACGACGAGGCAUUCACAUGAGAGGUGACACGGACACCUCGCUGUCAUUGACACGUUCCAGUUUUACCGGGCACUGAACGCCACUCGGCACCUCUGCCCGGACACAGACUCAAUUCCACUUUUCUUUUUCUUUUUUGUUUUCGAUAUUAAUUUAAGCCGAGUCAAACCAGUUUCGAAGACUGUUUGCAACUACAGGAAUAUCCAUCUAUCUCUCUAUCUUCUCAGUACGGAUCAAAUCAAACGGAACAGACUUUGAGCUGGACAAUACUUUGUUUUCUCGCGCUCUCUCUCUCUCUCUCUCUCUCUCUCUCUCUCUCAGGCUCAGAAUAAGCUGGAGCCGGUUUAAGCUGGUCUAAACUGGUUCACUCACGUUUCUGACCAGCUCCUGACCCUGGUGGCACUUGCAGGGAAAGUGCACUUAAUCGUACUUCCUACGUGAAGUUUUUUUUUCAUUUUGAUAUGCAUUUGUUCUGUUCCGAUUGGAAUUGUUCAUAUUAUUUAUGAAGCAAAACAUGUCUCCAGUGCAAUGUUGUGAUCGUUUUGUGUUAAUGUUGGAGGAUUAUUUUUUGUUUGGGUUUAGCAGUUGGCUUCUAUUUAACAGGGAGCAGGGCGCUUCAAAGGUUGUAGUUUUCACAGAGUUAGGACUCUCCUUAUUAUGAAACUGGCAUCCGAAACAGUAGCUGGACAGCACCCAGUGACAUUUCAGCUGCAACAAAUAACUUCUCUGUUUGCCCCUUUACAGGAGAUAUAGUCAGUGGUUUUCCUGACCGGAAUCUAGUAACGGAGGCACACAGCAAAUUACAUUAUUUUCCCGUGUAUUAAAAUACAAUGGUUGCUGUUUUUACAUAUCCUGGACCACUUCCAGAUGUUUGAACAAUGUAGAAAAUCUCACAGGGAAAUUGGAUAUAAUAGUCAACUCUUGGCCGAACCCAUUCCGAGUCUUCCCGCUAUUGACUUGUUCCGGGAAGACUCCGGCGGCUGAGUUUAUUUCCCAUUCUUUGUGCCAGUCCAUAGGAGCCAGGGCUGGAUUAGCGGGACGUAGCAGCUGGAAUGUGACCUGGGUGGGUGAUUGAAGGCUUUCAGAGCAGUCUGUGCUGGGAGCUGGGAGUGGGCUGCUUUCAGAAGCUCACAUGGAAGAUUGGGAAAGUUUGCCGGUGGACGAUUGGGAAACACCUGGUCUGAUAUGACAGUGGAGCCGUCUUAAGAUCAGUCUCACAUUGCCACGUUAACACUCACUAGAGGGCAGAGAGAGAGAUUUUGUUAUUGCAUUUUUUCUUUAAAAAGGCGAUAUCCACUUACUUGCCUGUAUUGAUUCAGUAGCCCAUCCCAAACACCCAAUGUACAUUUUAGCACGAGUGUGGAUUUGGAUUCCAGUGACAGAAGUAGUGAGCUGAGUAGUCAUUCAAGUUAAUGAUAGAUUUGGGAGCGCUCAAUGAUUUAAUGGCUUUAAAGUCCGUUCACCAUUUUGAUCCUAGCCAGGAUUUUAUUUAAUAUGGCAGUUGAUAUGGUUGGAUUUGGAACACUGGGAAAGCUCCUCCUACUAAUACCUUUCUGUUGGCAUGACCUUAAGUAGGCUCCACUGUAUAAGAGAAAGGACAAAGUCCUGGUGCCUCAGCAUUGAGAGUAAGAAGACAUCAAGGUAAGACAAGACCCAAGCAUCAACCUCCAACCUCUUGCUCUGUAUUGGAGAUUUUGGGGCUGGGGGAGGAUGUUGAAUGGCUGGGUUAUGGGUUACCAACUGUUCUCAGAUCCCAAAUCUGGGUGAGCUCUGCCCUGCAGGGCUUCCAAACAAGUGUAUUUCACUUUGCAGAAAGGAUGAAAGGAGCAUCUGUAAUGUGCAAAUGCAGAACAUCGAUAUGGUCAAAGUUUUUGGUGAAUAAAUCAUUCGUAGGGAAUUUAUUAGCAAAGAAACCCAAGUCAAAAUAUCUCUCCAAGUUGCUAUCCUCCUUGCUAGCACCGACCCUCGGCUUAACUACUUGCCACAGCACAAGCUUAUUUUGUACCGUCAACUCUGAAUUUCACAUUCCUGAUGCUUUUUGUUAAUAAAGUGUACGCAAAACAGAUGUGAUUCAGUGAAAUUGUGACGCACACAAAGAGAGAGAGGGACGGGGGUUUGGAUUGAAAUUUUAACCCACUAGCAAACCAACCAGAGCUGAGUGUAAGAUGCAGCGAAAGUGUAUAAAAUCACUUUCUGCUUACAGAUGAACUCGGAUCUUCUGAAUUCACU